AUGAAUUCAUCCAAUCUUACAAAUGCCACAAAUUCUACAUACUCUGAAGAUUAUCAUGUCUACUUCAUGGUAGAAGCGUUUUCCAUCAUGGUUUUGUUUGUACUUGCUAUAGCAACAGUUAUUAGCAAUGGCGUGUUUCUGUUUACGUAUUACAAAGACCCGCUCCAGUGUCUUCGAACUCCGUCGGCGAUCUUCAUCGCUGGCUUGACAAGCGCCAAUUUCCUGACUGGUUUGAUCGUGGAGCCAGCUUAUGUGGUGUUCUAUCUCUGGGCCUACACCUCCGAUUCAGAAGACGUGUGGAAAUUUCUUCGCUUCGCUCAAGCUUUUUCAUUUUUCACUAUGAACGCAUCCUUCCUCAUUAUGUUAGGACUGGGGAUUACUCAGUAUUUACUGAUUAACAGCCCCAGAAUUUACGACAAGUUCGUAAGCCCAAAAUCUGCGCGCAUCGGAGUGGUUUUCAUUUGGAUUUAUGCAAUAUUUUUCGCAUUGCUGCCUGAAAUGUUUGAUGUUGAUGACUUCGCCUACAUCUUGACGGACUUGAUACUGCAUGUAACACUGUUGACUAUUGCCCUUCUAGUACUGUACAUAGCCAUUUACUUACAGUUCCGUAAGCUGGCUGAACGACAUCGAAAUGCUGAUUUAGGGGAAAAUGCAGGACAGGAAGGACUUCCUGCAGAAGCUAAUGAGUCAGAACUGCGGAGACGACAGGCUGAAAAAGAUUUUGUGUAUGGAACAUUGAUCUUGACAGCAAUGUUGAUCAUAACUGUUUGGCCAUUCUGUAUAACUUUAGCCCUAGUGCUGUUCAACUUUACAUUGAACGGGUAUAUUGCAUUGAUGAUUGCCCAGCUUUUCCUGUUGUGGAAGUUUGCCAUGGAUCCUUUUGUUUUUGCCUGGCGUUUAAGGAAGUUUAGGAAGUCACUGAUUCUUGCAAUGCAGAGAACCUGUUGCUGUCCAAACCCAUCAUUGCUGGGAGCUACAUAUAUCAGGCGGGAUGAGGUACCAAGUCCCAAACCAGAGGAUGAUGAUGAUGAUAUGGAGGUGACAGUCAUAGAAAACAGAGAACAAGAUCAUGGAGCUAAUGCAUAAUUCAAGUACUAUUUGUAAACUGAAAUUGUAGGGAUAGACAAAGCAUGUCAACAGGUUUCCAAUAAACCCUUUGGCCAGUUAGAGUGACUAGCAUCUAUCGGUAAUUUUUCCCUACAAUAUCACCCCUAAAUCAAACAUUAACAUCACAAGAUGAGGAAAUGACCACCAACUAAACAAGCCUUUGAUUGUAAAAAAAAUUGUCCUUGUGUAGGUCAUACUGGGGUAAGUGAGGUAAGUGAACCCAUUGUAAUUUGGUCAUAAAAGCCUAUACGAGAAGAUGUGAAAGGAGAGUAGCAAAAGGGGGGGGGGUCCUGAUCCCAUUUAUGCACAAAUCUUAGAAAAAUUCCAAAUCACAUAUACUUUUAACAGCAUUUUAUACAUUUCAAAUUCAAAAGGGUGAAUUUCAUAGCUCUCUUCUUGGAGCAAAGUUUCAGGGAAAUGUUGAGGCUUUCACAAAAUGAAAAAAAAAAAACCAGGGUUCACAUAUCAUGUUUGACUUAAUUUUGGCUUUAAUCUCACAUCACAUCUAGACCCUUUGCUACCCUCUCAAAGUGGACCCCUCAUAUGACGGCUUGACAACAUAGUAAAUCACAGACAAACUGACCCUUUCACUUCCAAGAAAUAUCAACAAAUGAUUGUCCCUUUGCUUUAUUACAUUGUUCUUUAGAGAGGUGACGAGGAGAAAGAGAAUAAUCAAAAUAGAGGAUAUUGCUUGAUUCAUCACUAAUUUGUCAGCUUUGGAAUCAUAAGAAAUGUGUUACACAAAGUAAAUAGAAUUGAUAUUGAAAUCUUGGAAGUGAAAGGGCUUCUAUGUUUAUAAUUUAGGAAGGUAAGGAGAUAGUUAUAAGAGAAAAGUAGAUUUUAGUUUUUCAUUGGCUCUGUGAUAAGCAAUUUGAUAUAUAGGUAAUGCUGUCUUGCACAUUUUAUGCAAUAGUUUUGCAUAUAAAGGAUCAAGUAUCCACAAUUAAGUUUUGAAGGACUGUUAACUUACUACUGAGUGGAACUGUAGUUUAAUUUAAAAUAAGCUGUGUCUAAAGUGACUGGAACUCGAUCUUUGUCUUCUAUCAGUUCAUUUUUGUAGAGGUUUACCUUGAGGAUACUUAAGUACUUUUAUACUUCUUAAAGAAGGAAAUGAAUUUUUAAGCCAUACACAGCAAGCAAAACUAUAAAGGUAGUACAAACAGAGCUUGUCAUUAAGUAAUAAUGAUAAAUUUGAUCAGGUAUUCUGAUUAGUUAAUCAAUCAAUCCUCAACAGAAGUGAGGGUUUAACAUUUUCAAUUGCUAUAGCUUUGCAGUUUAAGAGGUUUGUAAUCAAACAUUGCAUUACAUAUGUUUUAGAGAUUGCAAAAUCAUUGCAAAUUUUUCAUAACUGGCAAAAGUAAUGUGUGCCUACAAUUGUCAUUUUUUUACCUUUUUAUUUGCUGUAAUUUAAGUGGAAGGUCACUGAAACUAAUCAUGAUGCUAGAGCUAUAUGUUUUUCCUUUGAUUUCUCACUGGCUCCUUGCAAAAUAUGCUCCUGAUUAGCCAUGAUUAUUACUUAGGUUUUGGUGUACACUCACUUUAAAAGUGCCCUUUGUCAUGCAAUAUAGCAAGUUUACCCAGAAAAUAAGGUAGCUUUGCAUCCUUUUGGGUCAAUGGAUGUUUUUGUAAAAACACUAUCAGUUUUUUUUCUCUUUUAUUGGUGCAUAUCAUGUUUUGGGGCAGUCAUAUUAUUCAGAUAGAUGUAAUGAUAUUAGUUAAACAACCGCGAGUUGAGACUGCCACUAUUAAGCUGCAGCAAGGAAUAGUUAUUGUUAAAACUUAUGAAAUUAUUUAAAUUAUAUUGUAGUCCUUAUGUAGUCCUUAUUUUAAGAAAGGGCUAAGGUGAAAUUAAAAGGUUAACUGUUUAGAAUGGAAUAGAAUCUCUUAGUCAUGUACACUGUAGUCUCAAGAUCAGUGAUAGUCUCUUCCCAUUUGAUUUCAACACUUUUCCCUCAAAAGGAGUUUGGAGAAUUUGGUUUUAUAUCAAGCUUAGUAGAGAUUGCACCAUCUAGCUGGCCGGUUUGCCUAUCUCCAUCAACUGUGCAGUGGAAUAAUUUCUUGUAAUUGUUGGGGGAAGUGAGAUUUUCAUCACUCCUGUGGUUUAAAACGUAAGUAGAUGAGAGACAACCAUUGGAAAGAAGCUGCUUGAUAGAGUUUAAAAUUUUUAACAGAAGUUUGUGAGAAAUCAUUAAAAAUGCGGUAGAAAAAUUGUAUGCUGUCGUCGGAAGUUUAACAAUUUUCAGACAAGGAACGAUUUCGAAGCUUAAGGUAUGUCGUCCCUUCUCUUAAGCCGUCAGUCCCGUGGGAUCCUGGGAACUAGGUAACCUGAAAAAAAUAAGCAACAUAUGCCAUCCCUUAGUUUUGAAGGUUUUCAUGGACUCAAAGAACCACCCAAGAAUUCGGCUACUAUUAGUGAUGGCUGUCGAUCUUGUUAAACACAUCGGAGGUUGUCAUUGUGGCAAAGUUCGCUUCGAGAUCUUAGCUAAACCCGUGCUGAAGGCUUGGAAAUGCAAGUAAAUGUUCCUUUUUACUGAAUUUGUUUUACAUGGUUUAAUGAACAAUUUGUGAUUAUGAGCUCGACAGUCGAGGAGUAGGUAGCAAGCUGCGAAGCCAAUUAAAUUGCACUAUUCGUGAUAUUUAUACGAAAAAUCCAUAUGUUUGACACUAACUUACAAGUGUUUUCAUUAGUUGCACCAUAUGUGUGAAGAAAGGGAUCACACCUGUUCUUGUUCCUGAAGAAAACUUUAAACUUCUCCAGGUAUAUAAAAUUAUGGAUCCAACAUAUCUUUCACACGUUUGUUAAAUUUGAGUAUGCAGUGUUUGUAGUGUAUAACUCAAUUGUAAAUACAUAUUUUUCUGAGAUAUGAGGUGAACACGACGUCAGGGCUGUGUGAGUUGAUACAUUUUUAAUCAACAAGUUUUCAACAAUAAAACUGUCAUCACCUACUUGUGAUAAAAAGGAUGAUCUCCUGUCCUGACUCUAUUCAUCAAGCCUAUUACAUGCAUUAGACUUACUAUGAAAAUCUGAUUGGUUAAGAACAUUCAAUCAAUAUACAAUAGUGUGUGACUUUGACAUAAAAAUGAAAUAUCUGCAGCAGAUAUUGCAUUUAUCAAGUUGAGUUUAAAUUCUGCCUAGUUAGCAAGCCUUUAGUCCUUGUAGUGUUCUUAAACUUUUUUUCAGUGUUUUGUUGCAGGUUGUUUAAAAAAUGUUAAAUUUGUUUUUCACUUGAUAUCAUGAAUUAUCAAACCUUGUGUCUGUGUUAUCUGCCUCAGCCUUUGGCUUUGGCAGAUAAGUCUGCCACCUCUGCUUUGAUAAUUCAUGAUAUGUUCAACCUCAUCCAAUUAUUGCUUGUUAAUGCAAAUCUGAUUUUACUGCAACUGGUGUGCUGAUUCUCCCUGCCCAAUUGGCAUUUUGGUGAUUCAAUGGUUAUGAGUUUGUUUUUCUUUUGUUUUUAGGGUGAAGGCCACAUCUCUUGUUACACUUAUAACACCCAUCAAGCUAAACACUAUUUCUGUACAACAUGUGGAAUUCAUGCAUUCUAUCGACCUCGCAGUAAUCCUAAGGCUUAUGGCAUUUCACUGCAUUGUCUGGAUGGAGGAACUGUACAAAAAAUUGAUACAGUCGUUAUUAAUGCCCUUGACUGGGAAAAUUGGGAAAAGUACUUGAUGGAACAUCCAGAUGCCUCAAACUACACUGACAAUGUGCAGUAGCACUAAGAGUCAGGGGUUGGGGGCAAUAAAAGGGAACUCUGGAUGGAAAUAUACCACCAUGGCCUUAGCUGACUAUUGACUAUAAGACUUCUGGUCCAGAAAGACUUCCUUUUCAAGAGGCUUAAGAAUCAUUGUUUUGGUAUUAAGCCAAAUUCUUUUAACUUCUUCACAAGGAGUGACAGUUGAGCUGCCAAGAGGGUAAAUUGGCAACCUGAUUGUACAACUCUAAGGGUUAAGGGGCUAGAUUUUAUACCCUGCUUUUUUUCUUGAGUCUUUUGAGUAUCAAGAACCAUAUAACCAUGUCUGUUGUUACAUACUCAUUCAGGCAGUAUUAUAGGUUGCACCCCUUGAGACUGUUCCAUGGGAAAUGUUCAGGAGGUAGUUAGGAGUUGAUAAGAUUUGCCUAUAGUGUUCAAAUCUACAACAACCUCAUGAUGUGCUGUUAUAGUGCUGCUACUUAGCUGUGCGAGGCCAAAGAAUGAUAUCAAAUUUGUUGUAUGUAAAUUAUUUGAAUAUCAAACAGUAUUUUCAUUGUUUAUAUAGUUGGAGGUGAUUAUUUAUUUUAAGCCACACUCUGAGAAGAAGACUCUGAUACUGUUACUGAUAGCUAUUAGUUUUUGGGUCUCUGGUUCCCCACGUGAUCACUUAAAUGCUGGCUUACCAUCUGUACAUUGAUGUGAUAUUUUUUUAAAAUUGGUUUUAGAUGUUUGAAAAUAAAUAAUACUUGGACAAAAAUGUUCUUUUCACUUUGUUUUAUGUACAGGGUAACAGAUGGAAGUACUGUAUUUUGUUGAAAAAAUUGCAAAAACUCAAUACCCUUUUGAGCAAGAAAAAGGUAUUUUUUGGUUAUUGUUUUUAAGUUACAAGACCUAAAUUUUCAUUUUGCUGAAGUUGAUUUCCCCUCAGGAAAGAAAUUAUCACUUGUAUGUACAGCUAUUAGACCUAUGUUUGUGAACUUUUUUUAAAAAAAAAUUUAGUUUUCCCCUUCUAAAGUUUGCAAAUUUGAAGUAAUUUGUUUAAAACUUAUAAUCAAUUCAUAACCCAAGUUUGUAAAUUAUUGACUGAAGUUGAUUUGAACAAGAUGUCAUGAUCUUGCUUUUAAGCCUCCCCUCCCCUACCCACCCCAAACGUUCCCAGCCUCCUCUCCCCUUCCUGCUGCGCCACCUUCUCAGUUCUUGCCACAUUUUGACGUCAUCAGUGAUCUCUUACAGACCAGGCAACACGGUAUCUGUUAGAUAUACCUUGGUGGCAAAAUGAAAAUUAGAUAGGACAAGCGCGGUGUGCUGUAUUAUAAAGGAUUUUUGAAAAUUCACGAUGAGUCGACCAGCUUCCUUAAGACAGAAGAGAUAAGAAACAAUCCGCAAUUCAGUUAAACAAUGUACUGCUGCGAAAUUUUCUAUUCAAAGCAAUUUCAAAUUCUUUUAUUUUAUUUUCGUCUUUUUAAUAGAGCAAAUUACUCUUUACAUCCUACUUUUCACCUAAUUCAAAUCACGUCAAGGAACGCCUGCGUGAAAACAGCUAUAACUUCAGUCAACAAGUAAUUUCGUUGCGUGACUUAUUUUAGCUAAAACAGAUUGCGUGAGUUACUAGUGGCCCGGAUGCAUAGCCAACGUAAACUAGUAACCGAGGCGAAGAAUUUUGAGGUGAGUCCUCCUAAUUUCUUGUAAAUCAUGUCUACUGAUCUUGUUAAACACACCGGAGGAUGUCACUGUGGAAGAGUUCGCUUCGAGAUCUUAGCUAAACCCGUGCUGAAGGCUUACGAUUGCAAGUAAGAGGACGCUAUUUUUAAGUUUUUUUAGAUUUGACAUGUAACGGAGUGGGUUUUGUACAUAAUCUACCUCUAAUUUUUUCAUAAUUGUCAUCAGCUGUACCAUUUGUGUGAAAAAAGGGAUGCUUCUCGUCUGUCUCCCAAAGGAAUAUUUCAAACUAACGCAGGUAUGAAGAAUUUCACUAGUGCAUCAUGCAAAGUGACCGGUUGACAUAAUUAGGUAAGCCCCAACUCCACCCCCAAUACAAGCCCCCUAGAGGGGUUCCUCCUGGAGAUUACCCCUUUCAUUAAGUUUUUUUUAAACUCGAAGUAUUUUCUGUGUUGUUGUUUUAUUUCCAUGGCAAAAUAAGCUAUACUUGAUAAAUUCCAACUCUCUUUGCACAUAACAAUCUUGUGAUUGUACCAGGGGUAUUCUCUGCAACUAAAGCGUGAUUCUCAUGCCCACAGAACGUCAGAACAGCCUUGACUACAACAUUUUUUCAAAACUAGUUCAAGCAUCAUUGCCUUCAACAAAUCAUAUAGAGAUAAUUCUUUUAAAGUGAUUAUACUUUCACAAGAACCUUGGAUGUUCAUAGGGAGACUAUUUAAAGUCAGGUUCUCAGUCACCAUAAACGAACAAAAAAGCAAGCAAGCAAAAAUGGGUGGGGGUCUGGAAAGGAGUGAAAAAGGAUGUGUAAGGGGGCAAGGGGAGAGUCCUUUCUUUCCUCUUGAUAGUCCUUUCCCCCCCCCCCCUCCCUUGUAAUAUCUCUUGGUUGCUUUUAAAUUCAAUCCCUUAUCAUCCCUACAUUGUCAUCAUUCUCAUUAUUUUCUUUUUCUUCCAAGGGAGGAGAGCAUAUAUCCUGUUACACUUUCAACACCCACCAAGCUAAGCACUACUUUUGCUCCUCUUGUGGCAUCCACCCAUUCUACCAACCUCGCACUAAUCCUGAGGCACGUGGCAUUUCACUGCAGUGUUUGGAUGAAGAAGAAACUAAAAAGAAAGCAGAAGUUGUUCCAUGUGAUGCUACAAACUGGGAGAAGUGGGAACAGUACCUUAAUGAACAUCCAAAAGCCCGAAAUCUCACUGAAAAUGUGGAGUAGUAUUCAAUUUUAAUUAAUUCAGUUGUUGAUGAAUUAUCAUCAACAGCUUACUGUUUGCUGACAUACAACUUCCUGUUAACCCAUUCAUUAUCAAGAUCUCAUCAGUAAUUCUCUUUACUGCAUGCUAUACAAUUCUCAUGAAUCAAUGACAGAAUCUGACCAACUGUGCACCUACCCCUCCCCAAACCCAACUUUAACCCUAACUUGUAAUCAGUUGACUGUUGCUGUUGCUGUGUGGGUGGUGCACAGUGCUCACAUAUUGACUUUGACCCAUUCUUGUGUUAGUUUGGAGGGGUAAACUCCUUGUACAACCAAGUUGUAAAGGAAAGAUAAGUUAACAGAAAUCUCAACACAAGAAAUACUGUGUUAUAUUGUAUAAUUUGCGUGUACAAUUUAACAAAAAUAUAUUUAACGUAGCAGGUAACGUAGCAGCAUCUGCAGAAUGCCACAGGCCUGCUGGCACGGACAUCAUCUCUGUUAAUUUUGAGGGAAUAUUACACUAAAUACUUACAAUACUAAGUUUUGUUAACUUUGGAACUGUUUAAUGUACUCAUAUGGUCAUUUGUGAUCAAUUUAAUGGAACAGGUUCAGUAUAGUGUAGAUGGUAUAUCGUUAUGCGGUAAUUUGGUAGGAAGACCUGUGUCAGUCAUAUUGGCAGUAUGUGUAUUGAAUUUAUAGCAAGUUACUUAGGGUUGUCAUUACCCUAGAGAGAGAAAAAGCAUGCGCUAUGUUGUACAGGAGGUGACAUUCACGAUGAAUCCAACUGCUUCCACCUAGGAAAGGAGAUUAGAAACAAGUCCGAGCUUAGAUAACAAAUGUGUUGCAGCGUUGUCCCCAACCAGGUGAAUUACAAAACAUAAAUUUCCCAUUAAAUGCUGCUCAUCACCCAGGUCACAGUCGCGUCAAUGAAUAACGUCUUAAAAAUAGGCCAUUUAAACUUCCGGGAUUGGCUUUACAGUUGAAAAAAGAAUCACUAU
Molecule: messenger RNA, 8643 nt
Organism: Pocillopora meandrina
Lineage: Eukaryota; Metazoa; Cnidaria; Anthozoa; Scleractinia; Pocilloporidae
Source: the annotation of a GenBank genome assembly